Cercopithifilaria johnstoni is the source of this 624-nucleotide messenger RNA. NCBI's taxonomy places the organism in Eukaryota, Metazoa, Nematoda, Chromadorea, Rhabditida, Onchocercidae. The record is from the annotation of a GenBank genome assembly.
AUGGCAAAAAAUGAAAAGGUUGGUAAAGCAAUAGCUACCACUUAUGUGAAAGAUGAACGAGACAUUCCGGAUUACGAAUUUCCUGACAGUGGCCAUGUAAAAGUAAACUUGACGACAUCAGACGUAGCAGUUCUUGAAGGAACAGAUUCUGAACCGGAUAUGCGAAGCAAGUCAUCCGCACCGUUAGCAGUGAUGAAAAAACAAAUUGUGCAAACUCGGCUACUUGCAACGGUGGCAGUACUGCUUAGUUUAGGAUUCAUUUGCUUACUGCUGAACUCUUUUGUAUGGCAUGCGCUGCGAAGUGCAAAAACGGAGCAAAUUCUCUUGGGCAUCUUGGUGUUUACUGUCGGAAUGUUAACUCGAGACUGGUACCGCCUGCAUGGCGAAAAAUUGACAAGAGCUUUGAAAGCGCUGCUUAAUGUCUCCAACAUGAUUAACUCCUUUGAUACAUCCACAUUCGAUUUCUUCGAUAAGCAUUUCAAACUCAGCGGGAAGUAUUUUUUUUUUUUGGAGGAUCCAAAAAUUAACGAAGGAUUACCACGAACGCCGGAAAUCAGCCCACCGUUGAGUCCUUCGAGGGAAGAAAAAGACGGAACAAGAAAUUCGGCAAUAACCAAGUCCUGA